Molecule: messenger RNA, 4417 nt
Organism: Polypterus senegalus (gray bichir)
Lineage: Eukaryota; Metazoa; Chordata; Cladistia; Polypteriformes; Polypteridae
Gene: kbtbd12
Product: kelch repeat and BTB (POZ) domain containing 12
Exons: 6
Coding region: 185-2029 (614 amino acids)
Biological process (GO): DNA repair
Molecular function (GO): methylated-DNA-[protein]-cysteine S-methyltransferase activity; protein binding
Source: RefSeq, a predicted model, not a curated record
GCUUGACAGACUCACUCGACUGGUGGCAAGUGAGAGCAAUCCGGCUGAGAAAUCCUGACCUCCUCCUCUGAUCUGGCGAGAAUAAAUCGAAGAAGAAUGUGAAUUUCUCCAUGGAUUCCAGUUCCCUAAGCAGUAUGUAACUUCUAAUGGUGGACACCUGUCACAGACUGCAAACCAGAUCACCAUGGAAUGCAAGGUGAAGCACAGCUUGAAAUUACUGGAUGAAAUCAACAUGAUGAAGCAAAUGGACCAACUCACCGAUGUGGUCCUAGUGGCAGGAGGGACACGGUUUCCCUGUCAUAGGAUUGUCUUAUCUGUAUUCAGCCCAUACUUUCUGGCAAUGUUCACAUGUGGGCUCGAGGAGUGCCGAACAAAGGAGGUACAAUUAGUUGAUACCUCAGCAGUGAGUUUGACGGUAAUCUUAAAUUUUAUGUACAAUUCUGAGCUGGAACUCACCAACUCCAAUAUCCAGGAUGUUACCACGACUGCCUUUGUAUUCCAGAUGGAAGAAGUUUUAAAAUCUUGUGAGAAGUACAUGCUAGAUCAUAUGGAUGCCUCCAACUGUCUUGGCAUCUACCAUUUUGCCAAACAGAUAGUUGCAGAGGAGAUGUCACAUCAGGCCAAGAAGUACCUUUAUCAACAUUUUGCUGAAGUCUGCUUGCAGGAUGAAAUAUUGGAAAUUGAAGUCCAUCAACUGUUAUCUUUGAUCAGUUCUGAUGACCUUAAUGUUUCACGUGAAGAAAGUAUCCUGGAUUUAGUUUUACGGUGGGUGAAUUACAGUCGGGAUACUCGCUCAUACCAUCUGCCGCAGCUACUGAGGCAAGUUCGGCUGAUUCUCGUGAACCCCACUUUCCUCAGAGAAGCCCUCAGGAGAAACACGGCCUUGUUAUGUAACUCAGUGUGCUAUGAAAUCAUUACAAGUGCGCUGGAUGCCAUAGACAAGAAAAAUCACCUUGGCACACUACAGUUGCGGUAUGGGAUGGAAACAACAGCACUCCUUCUUUGCAUUGGCAACAAUGGCUAUGGGAUUAAAUCUAGACAUGGAAGUUUUGCAGAUGCUAGCUUUUGUUAUGCACCCACCACCAAAAGAACAUACUUUAUAACAUCUCCUCGGUAUGGAGAAGCCUUGGGAUAUGUUUGCACUGGAGUAGUGACUGAGGACAAUGAUAUUUUGGUUGCUGGUGAGGCAGGUGCACUUAAGCUUUCAAGACAGAAGACCAAAAAUGUGGAAAUUUAUAGGUACCGUACAGAAGGUAGAGGCUGCUGGGAUCAUCUGUGCUCAACUGAUUAUAGAGAGAUGUACGCCUUGGGAGCUGUGGGAAAUACUUUGUACAUUUUGGGAGGGCAAAUGAAAAUGAAGAAUCAAUAUCUGAUCACCAACUCCGUGGCCAAGUUCUCCAUGGAGAAGAAUCAAUGGAGGACUGCCUCACCUCUGCCUGUCCCAUUAGCCUGCCACUCUGUGGUGACUCUCAAUAACAGACUCUACGUUUUUGGAGGAUGGAUGCCACAGAUGGAUCACCCCGAUGAUGAACCAGACCGUCUGAACAAUCGCAUGUUUCAGUUUGACCCUGGAAAAGACAAGUGGACAGAGUGUAGCCCAAUGAAAUUUGCCAAGUACCGCUUCAGCACUGCAGUGAUCAACAGAGAGAUUUACGUCUUGGGUGGAAUUGGAUGUGUAGGGUCAGAUCGCGGCCAGGCAAGAAGAUGCCUUGACAAUGUGGAGAUCUACAACCCUGAUGGUGACUUCUGGAGGGAAGGGCCAACUUUACCGUCACCUCUUUUGGCUCUGAGAACUAAUUCUACCAAUGCUGGUGUGGUUGAAGGCAAACUUUACAUCUGUGGAUGUUACUAUGGAGCAGAUCGACAUGAGGUCAUCACCAAAGACAUCUUGGAACUGGACCCUUGGGAAAACCAGUGGAAUGUAGUGGCUCACAGAGUUCUCAUGCAUGACAGCUAUGAUGUUUGCCUUGUAGCCAAACUGAACCCCAGGGAUCUGAUACCACCUCCCUCAGACCUAAUGGACGAAUGAAGAGAAAGCCAUUCUGUGACCUCUGGAGUGCUGUGAGAGAUGGCGAUUACCAGUACCAGACAAGCGACUUAUCUUGAUAAUGUUUUACACUAUAGUGACAUGAAUCGGGUUCUGUGAUGUGUUUAAACAAUCUAGAAAGUAUUAGCUAUCAUGGAAUCUCGAAAUGGGUUAAAGUGGGUUUUAAAAUGAAUGAAUAGAGUGAUAGAAGAAAAAGGGCAUUUUCUAAGCUGCAUAAAACAGAAAGUCCUGUCAGUAUGGUAUGUUAUGUUUAAAAUAGAUAGAUAGAUAGAUAGAUAGAUAGAUAGAUAGAUAGAUAGAUAGAUAGAUAGAUAGAUAGAUAGAUAGAUAGAUAGAUAGAUAGACUGAAAUUUAUCUGUCCCGAGAGAGACAAUCUGGCAAUGAGAACAAUGUAUCCUAAAAAUUAUAAAUGCAGUAUAUUACUGAAUUUCAUUUCAUAUUUAAUAUCAUAUGAAACUUAUUUAGAGUAUUGUGAUGUGUGCUAUACAAUUAAUAUCCUCAUAUUGCUGUAUAGCAGCAUUAUAGGAGAAAACUGUAGCUGGAAGCAGACGCCUUACAUAAAGAACCACCAUGCACCUCACUUCAUGUUUAUUACAUUUAAAUUAAAAGGAGGGUUCGGAACCUGAAAAAUGUAGUUGAACCUGAGCUCUAGGAGUGUAAGGCAGAAGCUCAAGCCAUUACACCAUCUGACAUAGUUCAUUCAUUCUUUCCUUUUCUUUGAAUUUACUUAUUCCAAUACAAGGUUUUGGAGAUUCUUAGCCUUAGCCUCAUGCCAGUCCAUUGCAGGGCUACGCUCACUUACAUACUCACACUCACUCACUCACUCACUGAUUAAAUCCAAAUUCUGUGGUGGAUUUACAGUUUAUACAGUGGAUUCAGAAAAAUAUUCAGGCAGUUUCUUGUGUUGUAGAUUUCAUUUUAAGAAGAUACAUGCCUUUUUUGCCCAUAAAUCUACAUAAAAAAUCCAUAAUAACAAAGUGAAAACGAGUUUUCAGAAAGGUUUGGAAAUGUAUUAAAAAUCAAAAAUGGAAAUCUCUCAUUAAUAUAAGUAUUUAGACCCUAAAUUGAGUACUUUUUAGAAGCCCCUUUGGCAGCAAUUACAGCUUCCCAUUUAAGUCUCUAUAAGCCCUGCAUACCUGAACUGGUUAGUUAAUCUCAUUCUUCCUGGCAGAUUCUCUCAAGCUCCAUUACACUGGAUGGGAAUCCUCUAUAAACUGCCAUCUUCAGGUCUCUCCACAGAUGUUCUAUGGAUUUUAAAUCUGGACAUUAGCUGGGCAAUUUAAGGACAGAGACUUGCCCCAAAGUCGCUCCAGCAUUGUCAUGGCCAUAUGCUUUGGGCCACUGUUCUGCUAUAAUGUGACCCGUUGCCCCAGUCUGAAGUCGCAUGCACUCUGGAGCAGGACCUUUCAUGCUUCCCACAAUUCUGACCAGAUGCCCUGUCCUUGUAACUAAGAAGGACCCCAGCAGUAUGAUGCUUCCACCAACAUGCAUCACCUUAAGGCAACUGAUAAGCAGUACCUGGACAGUGAGUCCUUGGAGUUUUUCUUGAAGAGCACCAUUUUGGCCUCAUCAGACCAGAGAAUCUUUUUCCUCAUGCUCUCAGAGUGCUAUAAAUGCUGUUUGGUAGAUUCUCAGUGGGAGUUAGCCACUCUACCAUAAACACCUGAUUGAUGCUAAGUGCUGCUGAAAUGACUGAUCUUCUGACAAGUUCUCCCAACUCAGCAGAGGACUUCUGAAGCUUUAUUAGAGUGACUGUUAAGUUCUGAGCCCAUCAUGCCUGGUUACUCAGUUUGGUCAGACUGCCAACUCUAGGUGGAGUCUCAGUGACUCCCGACUUACUCCAUUUCACAACUACUCAGGCCACUGUGAUCUUGGUAUAACCUUGAUCUGAUCUCUGGUUUAGCACAAUUUGAUUGCCAGGGUCUACUGAGAGUUCCUUGAACUUCAUGGCUUUGUUUUUGUCCUGAUAUGCAGCAAGAAUUGGGGGACCUUAUGUACUCAGGUCCGUGUGCGUCUUUCUAAAUAAUAUCCAAUCAAUUCAGUUUACCAUAGGUGGACUCCAAUCAAGUUCUCAACACAUCUCAAGAGUCACAGCAAACAAGAUAACAUUUUUUUCAGAUUAAGAAAUCAUUCUGUUUUUUCUACAUCAGAAGCAACAACAAGAUAACCAUUUGAAGUGUCGCAGCAAAAAGAUCUGAAUAAAAAUGUUUUUGCUUCAUCAUUAUGGGUUAUUGUUGGUGUUAUUGGUGUUCCCAGAAGGAGGUGCUUCAUCUCUCAGGGCACCCUUGAUAUCAUCGAGAGGAGUCGCAGCGCACGGCUCAAUGGCAACUCUGGUCUGUACUGGGAACUGAGAAGGACGGCUAUGAGGGC